CCUGAUCCUCUGCACCUACCGUACAUCGCCGGACCAUCACCCCAACCGGCAGAAGCCUACCAUAGUGUCCUCCAACUUUUCUCUCUUGGCCAGACCUUUAUCAGAAGUACCCAUAAAUCAUGAACCUCGAAGCCUCAACCUAGCUCUAGAUCCCUGAUUCUAACCCACCUUUGGAGCUAGUGAAAACUAUUAAGGGGAGAUAGAAAGAUAUGAGCCAGUGGAGAAAUACAUAGAUAAAAUGGUUUCCCAUGGAAAAAAAGAAAAAAAAACUUGCCACAAGAUGAAAAUAGGAGGGUCCUUGGUUCGUGAUUCUGGGUACUUUUGGAUUUUUGGGUUUGGAUGUUGUUCAACCAAUCUGCAUCCACCAAUCGCUGCGCGCAUCGACUCGACAAGCUGCAGCGGCAGGAAGACCAGGAGAGGUUCCAUCAAAUUCAGGAGGCUUACAAGGUCCUGUUGGACGCCUCCAAGAGGGCCAUGUACGACGUGGAGGUGUCCCCGUCUCAUCCUCAUCCGGUGGAUUCUUUCCGGUCGAGGGCCAAUAUUUGUUGUCAGAUGGCGAGGAGGGUGACCAAGAUGCAACAAUACGUGAUCAUGAUGAAACAGGAUACCAAGCCCACCAUGGAGGAGAUGGACUCCAUUAUUAUGGAGAUCAAGGCCUGCUCACCCUUGUCGUGGUCGUCUCGCUCUGAUGCAAGAACCGGUGGCGCCGGCCCCCAUAAAGCUGUGAGGAACGUCGCUAUAGCCCAUUCAGCCGCAAAUAAACACUAACUUCUUCUAGUGUCAUUCACCAACCAACGGUGCUGAGCUUAAGACUGAUGAACAACCCAAAUAAUUGCAUCCUCCUAUAUAGCAUAGGGCAGGUUACCUAGCUACCUAUUGUAAGAUAAAAAAUGAGAGUUGUGUACUAACGUGGACGCGCUAGGUUGCUCGAGCUGGCAGUGUUACAUCGCCAAGAAACGCAACAAUUUUCUCA
Panicum hallii is the source of this 973-nucleotide messenger RNA. RefSeq lists its product as uncharacterized. The transcript is spliced from 3 exons. NCBI's taxonomy places the organism in Eukaryota, Viridiplantae, Streptophyta, Magnoliopsida, Poales, Poaceae. The coding region runs from base 340 to 768 and encodes 142 amino acids. The record is from RefSeq and is a predicted model, not a curated record.